AUGCCCGGGCUGCCCGGGGGCCUAGGUCUUCGAACUCCGCUUGGCGAGCAUCGAGCACCGGGAGCUAGUCAGGAACCCAGGGAAACAUUGAUAAAGACAUAUGGAGACUCUGGCAUGCCACAUGAAGUGCUCUUUGAAAUUGGCCUAGUGCAGAUGGAAACGGGCUUCACCUGGAGCGCUUGCAUUCAGCCUUUCGUUUGUGACUUCUCCUCCAGCAUGCAAAUCGUGACUCCUAGCCGCAACCUACAAAGCAACCUGCCCGUGAAGGUGAAAGUGGAGGAGGAGAAGACACGUCUGGAAGCGAUCAUGCUGAAGGAGGUGGAAGAGACGAAAGCACAAAUCUUGGAGGAGAUUGCUCACAAGAAGCAGGAGGAAGAAGAGAAGGAGAAGGCAGUGGCCGAGGAGCGGAAGAAGGAGGAGGAGGAGCGAGAAGUCGAGCAGCGACAGCUGCUGGCGCUCCGGGCGAAGGUGGAUGAGGAGCGGCUCAAGGAGCUUGAGCACCGACAGGAGGCACAGCGAAAAGAGCGGCAGCAGAAAGCCCAGGAGGAACAAAAGAAGGCUGCAGAGACCUCCCGCCUUCUGAACACCAAAGGGCAGCGUACCGCUGUGGGCUUCAAGCUGAAGCCGAGUGUCCUCUGA
This is a messenger RNA of Symbiodinium natans, 639 nucleotides long. The record is from the annotation of a GenBank genome assembly. NCBI's taxonomy places the organism in Eukaryota, Dinophyceae, Suessiales, Symbiodiniaceae.